This is a messenger RNA of Pyricularia oryzae 70-15, 1638 nucleotides long. RefSeq lists its product as uncharacterized. Gene Ontology annotation, biological process: triglyceride catabolic process. The record is from RefSeq and is a predicted model, not a curated record. Gene Ontology annotation, molecular function: triacylglycerol lipase activity. The coding region runs from base 203 to 1510 and encodes 435 amino acids. NCBI's taxonomy places the organism in Eukaryota, Fungi, Ascomycota, Sordariomycetes, Magnaporthales, Pyriculariaceae. The transcript has 4 exons.
UUUUCUCUCUCGAUUCUCUCCAUCCUAAAGUCCAAUCAAAAAUCCACGUCACUAUGCAUUGACAAGCUCUCGGUGACAGUUCCGACAUCCGAUAAGAAAUACCGCGUGGUGAACGGGGGAAAAAAGCAAAAAAAGAAGAAAAAACCAAAUCUCCGCACAAUUCCCUACACAGGCACUCAAAGGGAGCCGAUAAACCCCCCCUAUGUACUUGGCCAAGCAGCCGUUUCUGGCCACAUGGCUAGCGCAGUUCUUUGUCACACUUGCAUCCUCAUCUGCGCCCUCUCCACCCUGGAAAUCACCAACGUGGUCCGAUGACGGCGAGAGUGCGCAGAAGCCCAUCGACUCGCCUCUGGACGUAGCAAGCGGGCCGGGAAUAGGCUACAUAGCUUUGGGCGACUCGUACGGUGCGGGCAUCGGGACCGAAUAUGAUGGCGACGAGGACAAAUGUCGGCUGGGGAACCAUGCCUACACCAGCCUGAUCUAUCGAGAUCUCGUCAAGGCCUGGGAGGAGGGCGGCGGCGUCGACGGCACGCCCCGGCCCGUGUUUCAGUGGCGCAGCUGCACCGGCGCGACGUCGUCGGAUCUGCUCGGCCAGGGCGGACAGAUAGCCUCCCUCAACGGCUCGCUUCCGGCGUCUUUUGCCACGCUGUCCAUCGGCGGGAACGACUUGGGAUUUUUCGAUGUCAUGAACUCGUGCAUCUUCCGCUUCUACGGCUUCUACUCGGGGACCUGCGCCGCCGCCAUCCGGCGCGCAACGAACCUCCUCGACAGCCCCGCCUUUGAGCUCAGCCUCGAGAUGGCGCUGCUCUCGCUCCUCGACGCGGCGCGCUGGGAGCAGCACCCGCGGUUCGCAAUCGUGGUGACGGGCUACGCGCGCUUCUUUGACGCGCGCACCUCGGCCUGCGACGACCGGUCGCUGGGCGUGUGGCUCGGCGGCCCAAAGCUGUCGGCGAGGCUGCGGGCGCGCCUCAACGGCCUCGUCGAUGACGUCAACGCCCGGCUGCGCAGCACGGUCCGGGCCGUCAACUCGAGGUUUGCGUCGCGCAGGCAGAGGGUGCUGUUUGUGGACUACGACGAGCAGUUUGAGGGCCACCGGUUCUGCGAGCCGGGCGUGUUGGAGCCGGAUUAUCAGCGGGAGGACACCUGGUUCUUCUUGGUGGGUGGGAAGGAUAAUGGGAGUGGUGGGGAGGGGGCCGUGAAGGAGGAGCCGCGGCGGGUUGAGUUGCCCGUCGUCGAUCCGGAUACUUGCCUUGGGCCGGCGCGGGAUUCGGGGGAUUGGGGUGCGUUGGCCGUCUGCUACAUGGCCAUGGCCAAGCAGAGGGAUCCCAGCUUGCGGCUUGCGAGGCCUGUGGUUGAGGAUGGUGACGAUGGUGCUUCUACACAGUACACCUCGAUAUACUAUGCCAAGACUUUCCAUCCGCGGUCACUUGGACAUGAGGCUAUCAGGGAUGCCGUCUACCGCGAGUGGGAAAAGGUAUUUGAUGAGGAUUUGGUGCAUAGCCUGGAGUAAAAUAAAGCAUAGAAUUUGUUGUAGCCUCACACACACAGCUAGCUCAUGGAAGCUGCCAUUUUGACAAAUGGACAUGGCUUUUUCGUGGGCGACCCAGAACAGACAUGACCUGGUUGAUACGUCAUUGC